AUGACAAAAAUAAUUUUGAAACAAAUGGAGCCAAGACAAAGAGGUCUUAUUCUGAACCUGUCCUCUGGUCUGGGUACUUUCCCUUGUCCAUUAUACACAAUGUACUCAGCUUCUAAGGCUUUUAUAAGCACUUUCUCCAAAGCAUUACAAGCAGAGUACAAGGAAAAGGGAAUUAUCAUACAGGUAGUGGCUCCUUACGGUGUUUCUACUCCAAUGACAAUGUACCAAAAACCUGGUCUUAUUACAAAGACGGCAGAGGAGUUUGUUAGUGAAUCACUGGACUAUGUUACCUUUGGAGAUGAGAUUUUUGGAUGUUUAGCCCAUGAAAUGCUGGCAUGUGUCCUGCAGUUCGUCCCUUUAUGGGUGUUCCACAGUGACAGACUUCAAGAAGCAGUCCUGCAUGCAUUUACCAGUUAUCUGAAGAAGAGGUGGAGGAAUCCCUAA
Molecule: messenger RNA, 444 nt
Organism: Antrostomus carolinensis (chuck-will's-widow)
Lineage: Eukaryota; Metazoa; Chordata; Aves; Caprimulgiformes; Caprimulgidae
Product: testosterone 17-beta-dehydrogenase 3-like
Exons: 5
Coding region: 1-444 (147 amino acids)
Biological process (GO): steroid biosynthetic process
Cellular component (GO): endoplasmic reticulum
Molecular function (GO): testosterone dehydrogenase (NADP+) activity
Source: RefSeq, a predicted model, not a curated record